AUGAUGUAUGACGUCCUUUUGAAUCGACCCACUCCAAUCGAAGUCCAUGAUCCUCUCAAUCGCCGGAUUCUGACGGAUGAACAUGUGGCUGCUUCCCGCUUCUACUAUGGGCUUUCUUUGUCUGAAGAGGGACGAAGCAGCUUUGUGAGCCAUCAGGAGGCUGUUGCCAAGAUUGUGGACAUGGCAGCCGAGGAGUCGAGUCAAAAUGUGCUUGGUCAAGGCGGACCCGGCUCUGUUGCGAAUCCCCACAAGAUCUGCUGCCAUGACCGUGGAUAUGUCAUCAAUACCUUGACGAACUUCUCGUGCACUCCAGCCACAUGGAAUUUGCCGCAGACCCUGGUACUCUUGAGGCCAGAGACACAGGCAAUGUUCUUGGAGUGCGAAUUUGCCCGCGGAAGUACUUCCUGGAGCAUCAGCUUUCACACAUUUUUGAAUGAAGAGUUCAACAAACCGGGAAAGUUUGCUUGGAUGGUCUACAAAGGCUUCACAGCGAGCGACAUUCAACUAGCCAUUGGGAUCUCAUCCUCGGAGACGCUGGGCAAUCGCGCAGGUUUGCACCCCAUUGUCCUAAGGUUUACUCACAAUGCAUCUCCUCAUCAGUACGUGAUCAAGUCAAAGCCAUUGGAAUGCUUCAAAUGGGUACAUGUGUGUGUGAGCGUGGACCAUUUUGUGCUGAGUUUGACGGUGAACGGGGAGCUCACCUGGGCAGAAGAAAUCAUUGCAGAGAUUCCCUUGAUGUGUUCCUUUGGCACCGCUGAUCUUUGUAUUGGCUGCCCCGGUUGGGAGUUUGACCGGGCAGAGAAUCCACAUGCCUGGGUCUACUGUGUGAACAUCUAUGGUUUCAAGUCCUUGGAACCUAACGAAGCACUCUUCGACAAGCGCCGCGAAGAGCUGAUGGCCUGGCGCUCCACGCAUGAGGAGUUCGAUGAAUCCGAGCUCGGGAGAUCGGGCAUUGAUCAACUGCCAAAUCCGCUGACCAUGCCAGCAACUCUUCGGGCCAUUUUCGACACUCGACAGGUGGUGGCAGCAAGACAAGGGGUUGAAGUCCUUUGCGAGCUCCUCUCGGGAGGCUCAGAGAGUCAGCGAAGAAGUGCCAUUUUUGCCCUCCGCAACCUGGCCGAUCCCGCCGUCACCAGCGGACUGCGCCGUGUGGUUCAGAUGCUCAUGGCAGAAUCUGCUCCUGGCAAAGGACGUCGCUUUGAGUCCGUGUACAAGCUACUUCAGACAUGUCAAGAGGCUACCACUUUUGCUGCUGCAGCUGAAUUGGUCAUGAAUAUCCUGAACUGGGAGCCUCCCUUUGGUGAGAAAGGGGUUGAGGAUUCGGUUCGCUUGGAGCUGAUCAAGCACCUCCUUGCUCCGCCGAUUGAUCCACUGGAAGGCGGAGUCGACCAAGCUCGCUUGGAAGACCGAGCGCCUCAUGUCACUCAGGGACUCAUGACAGUGGUGGAGCAUCGCCGGAACGUGGAGCUCAUGGCAGAGCCAGAGGUGAAUGCAGUGGACACAUUCUUCAAGUAUUUGGCCUGUUCGCAACCUCUGACUGUGACCAGAACCCUGGAGCUGCUGGUGCGCCUGGUGUCCCGUUCCACCAGUGAGAUCCGAAAGACCUGGGCCGAAGACAUGUGUCAGUCACAUCAUUUCAAGCGACUCAUGGAGAUGGUCAUGCAGCAAGGUGACAAGCGAAUCAAAGGCCUUUAUGAGACCUUGUUGAUGUUUGUGCUGAAGCAAUGUGAUCAGACGCAGCUCAUGGAGACCGUCACCUCAUAUUCGCCUGAGGACAUCACAGCGGAGGAGCGCUUCUACAUUGGCAAAAUCCUCUAUGGAUGCUUGUCCUCCGUGAAAUCAUUCGAAGAGACUCGGCCCUUGCUGGCUCCGCGGCUAGCAGAUGCAAUGUUGCCUGAACACGCUCAAGGAGUCAGCCGUAUCAAGAAGCUUCAAAUUCAAGGAGCGCCCGGAAUCGCUGUGGAAUGUGUGCCUUUGCCUCCAAGCGUGGGGAAUGUCCGCACACAAGUGAAGUUGUGGCUGCCUGACAAAGAACAACCCUAUCCUGUAUGCACCAAUCCAAAUGAGAUUUAUAUUUGGAUCUCGCACAGUGAGUCAGAGCUUGAUCAGCCAGUGGAGCGUCGUGAGGUGCCUCCGUGUGUGGUGAUCCUGUGCCACACCAAGCCGAUGCCGCAGCGCGGGGAGGAGGUCCGAGACGAGGAGGCGCUUCAACGGUAUGAAGGCACAGCGGCCGAGAAGAUUCUAUGUAAGAGUUUGGACUUUGCAGAUUCCGUUUAUUACCAGGUGCAGUUCAUGAGCGGCCGUGCCAUUCAGCCCUUUGUGGAACAAGAAGAUGCAGAACUUCUUCAGGAUGAGCCACCACGAGUCACACUGAAGUUGCUUUGCACCAACAUGGUGAUCAGAGAUAUGGUGGAACAAAAGGUUAAGCAGAAUUGUAACACAGCCUUCGCCAUCAUACCAAACCGAAGCUUGUCGGUGGCGGAGUUCAUUUUCAAGCAGGUGGAGGACAUUGAGGAAGAGCUCUUGCAAGAGCUGGCACAGUCGAAGGGCGAGGACGCCAGCGCAGAAGGCAAUCCUGAGGGCACUGAAGGCGACCGUUUGCCAGAGGAGAUGGUGCUUCUUCAGCAAGACCCCUCGCGUGCAGUGGUGUACCAACAAGAUGUGCUGCGCUGGGCCAGGGCCACGCGCAUCGCUGGAAAGCACCUCGACUCCAUUGGCGAUGGUUCGGUGGUGAACGGAGGCCAGGACAUCGACGCCUCGAAGGACGAUUCGGCGGAGGCCGCGGCGGCGGCCGCCUUGCGUGCCUCGAGCUCCUAUGGCCGCACCGCGGAGCGCUUGCGCCCCAUCCAGAGAUUCUUCGCGUUGUGCGUGGUGGCCAUGACCAAGGCCUCCUUGUCGCGGAUGAGUGACAAUCGCGAGCGGCUGAUUGAACUCAUGGAUUCCCUGGACUCCUAUACGGCACAGGCGAUUUGUGAAGCCAUCCUGGAGCUGUUGACCUUGCCCAAGAAUAUCGGCCUGUUCUCCAAGAGUAGUAUUGACAAGACCUUGAUGAGUAUGGAGCAGACUUUCCAGCAGCCUGAGUCAGCAGAAAGAUCCUUGAUUGCCUUUGCAGACAUUCUUUGGAAGUACUUGAAGCCAGAUUCUCGCAAUGCAGAGGAGGGUUUGAAGGCAGAGUUCAAAAGCAAGCUUUGUUUGCACUUUAAACUUCGGACUUUAGACUUUUUGGGCAUUGAUUUGGUAGGUCUUAGAUACUAG
This is a messenger RNA of Durusdinium trenchii, 3255 nucleotides long. NCBI's taxonomy places the organism in Eukaryota, Dinophyceae, Suessiales, Symbiodiniaceae. The record is from the annotation of a GenBank genome assembly.